AUGAAGAACCAGACCAAGAUCAAGGAGUUCGUACUACUCGGAUUCACUGAGAGCCACAACCUAGAGAUCUUUCUCUUCGCGCUUUUCUUCAUCAUGUACUUCAUGACUGUAACAGGAAACCUGCUUAUUAUCAUCAUCACCCUGAUGGAUUUCCACCUCCGAACCCCCAUGUACUUCUUCCUCAGACAUUAUGCUAUUUUGGAAAUCGGGUACACCAGCGCUGUCAUUCCGACAACCUUGAUCAACCUGGCAUCCGGCAGGAAAACCAUCUCUUACGCUGGUUGUGUGAGCCAAUCCUUUCUGUACUUCUUUUUGGGCACCACUGAUUUCUUCCUGCUGACGGUGAUGUCCUUUGAUCGCUACGUGGCCAUCUGCCACCCUCUGCGGUACACCGCCAUCAUGAAUGACCAUUUCUGCACACUGCUGGUGGUGUUAUCUUGGAUAGGGGGCUUUACCCUGGUCUUUGGUCAAACCAUGCACUUCCUUCAGUUUCCCUUUUGUGGCUCAAAUGUCAUUAACCAUUUCUUCUGUGACACCAGCCCUCUACACAAACUCCUCUGCGGAGAUACAAGGAUCCUGGACCUCAUCAGCUUCAUUUCUGCUGUGUUUUCUCUGCUUGGGACUUUAGCGGUCACCGUUGUCUUUUACAUGAAGAUUAUCUCCACCGUUCUCCGCAUCCCAACGGCUGCCAGUAGACAGAAGGCCUUUUCCACCUGUGCUGCCCACAUCACCGUAGUCUCUAUCACCUACGGCAGCUGCAUAUCUAUGUAUGUCAAGCCACUGCAGGAGGAUGGGCAAGAUUUCAACAAAGCCGUGGCUGUUCUCAAUAAUGUGGUGUGUCCUCUUAUGACCCCAUUUGUUUACAGUCUGAGGAAUAAGCAGGUCCAAAAUGCUUUAAAGAAUGCUUUUGACUGUAAAAUAGUAUUUAAUAAAAUGCAGAGUGUCUCAUGA
Molecule: messenger RNA, 951 nt
Organism: Heteronotia binoei (common prickly gecko)
Lineage: Eukaryota; Metazoa; Chordata; Lepidosauria; Squamata; Gekkonidae
Product: olfactory receptor 6C74-like
Exons: 1
Coding region: 1-951 (316 amino acids)
Biological process (GO): G protein-coupled receptor signaling pathway
Cellular component (GO): membrane
Molecular function (GO): G protein-coupled receptor activity; olfactory receptor activity
Source: RefSeq, a predicted model, not a curated record